AUCCCGCCCCCCCCCACCGACAACUGCCGCCCCACCCCCAUCUCCGGCUCCGUUUCCAGCGGGAAGGGGAGGAGGUGUGGCCCAAAGGGGACGGCUGGGGGAGGGGGAGUGGCGGGGUUGGCGGCUCAUGUAAGGGGGAGGUUGAGGGGGUGGGUGAUCCAUCUGCAGCUACUGCCGCCACACCUCCCCCUCUCUCUCUCCGCCACUGCUGGAUCAGGGGCAUCAGCCGCCUCCUCCUCUCAUCCCCUGCCCCGUUCCUCCCGUAUUGCCCGUACUUCCCCGUGCUUGCCCCGUGCCCGUGCCCGUGCUGUCUGCCCCGAGUUCCCCGUGCUUGCCCCGUGCCCAUGCCCGUGCUGUCCGCUCGUGUUCCACGUGCCCGUGCUGUCCGUACCCGGUUGUGCCCCACCCGUUUCACCCAUGCUGUCCGUACCCGGUUGUGCCCCACCCGUUUCACCCGUGCGUCCCGUGCUUCCCGUGCUGCCCCCGUGCUCCUGUGCUGCCCCCGUGCUCCCGUGCUGCCCCCCGUGUUCCCGUGCUGCUCCCGUGCUGUCCCCGUGUUCCCGUGCUGUCCCCGUGUUCCCGUGCUGUCCCCGUGUUCCCGUGCUGUCCCCAUGUUCCCGUGCUGCUCCCGUGCUGUCCCCGUGUUCCCGUGCUGUCCCCGUGUUCCCGUGCUGCCCCCGUGUUCCCAUGCUGCCCCCAUGCUGCCCCGUUCUGCCUGUGUCGUGCCCGUUUCCGUGCCGUGUUGCCCCAUUCAGCCCUUGUCCUGCCCCGUUCUGCCUGUGCUGCCCCGUUGUCCCCGUGUUGCCCCGUUCUGCCCGUGUUGCCCCGUUCAGCCCGUGUCCUGCCCCGCUCUGCCCGUGUUGCCCCGUUCUGCCCGUGUUGCCCCGUUCAGCCCGUGUCCUGCCCCGUUCAGCCCGUGUCCUGCCCCGUUCAGCCCGUGUCCUGCCCCGCUCUGCCCGUGUUGCCCCGUUCAGCCCGUGUCCUGCCCCGUUCUGCCCGUGCUGCCCCGUUCUGCUCGUUUGUGCCCUACCCGUGCUGUCCGUACCCGUUCGUGCCCCACCCGUGCUGUCAGUUCUCGCUCGUGCCCCACCCGGUCUGUGCUGCCCGGUCUCGUGCUGCCCGUCACCCCCGUACGGCCCGUCCCGUACAGCACCUAG
Closterium sp. Naga37s-1 is the source of this 1157-nucleotide messenger RNA. The record is from the annotation of a GenBank genome assembly. NCBI's taxonomy places the organism in Eukaryota, Viridiplantae, Streptophyta, Zygnematophyceae, Desmidiales, Closteriaceae.